AUGCCCGUCACAAAGUUCGCACACAAAGACCCUUACAGCUACCAGAUCGGCUUCGACUCACACCAUGAGAGUGAAGCAAUCACAGGAGCUCUACCAGUGGGGCAAAAUUCCCCACAAAAAGCACCAUUUGGACUAUACACAGAAAAGCUUUCCGGAACUUCCUUCACUGCACCCCGUUCUGAAAACAAACAGACGUGGGUCUAUAGGAUAAUCCCUGCUGCGGCUCAUCAGGCUUUCGCUGCCGAGCCCGUCAAUGCGUAUCCUACAGGGGUAGACGUUGAGGGUCGCAAGCACUACCUACCGACUCAGCUUCGAUGGGAUCCGUUUGACGUUGAUGAGUCUGUGGACUGGGUUCAUGGGCUGCACCUGAUUGCCGGAGCUGGCGACUCCACCUUGAAACAAGGACUAGGAAUCCUAGUGUAUGCAGCGGGGAAGAGCAUGACGAGGGAGGAAACCUUCUAUUCCGCAGACGGUGACUUUCUUAUUGUUCCACAGCAAGGGGUACUCGAUAUUCAGACAGAGCUGGGCCGACUCUUUGUUCAACCAAAUGAGAUUUGUGUCAUCCCUCGGGGUAUCAGGUACCGCGUAGAGCUUCCGGCAGGGCCUGUGCGGGGAUACGUCUGCGAAUUAUAUCAAGGGAAUUUCAAGCUUCCUGAGCUUGGUCCUAUUGGGUCCAACUGCCUUGCAAAUGCACGAGACUUCCAGGCACCUGUGGCUUUCUACGAUGCCACUGAGGAACAAGAAACGGUAUUCUACAUACGGUCCAAAUUCCAUCACAGAAUGUAUACCGCGGUGCAGGACCAUACACCUUUUGAUAUCGUCGCUUGGCAAGGUAGCUACUACCCCUACAAGUAUGAUUUGGGCCGAUUCAAUCCGAUGGGAUCGAUAUCGUUCGACCAUCCAGAUCCAUCCAUUUACACGGUGUUGACGGCCCCGUCGGACCAUGUAGGCACUGCCAUCGUGGAUUUUGCUAUCUUCCCCCCGCGCUGGUUGGUGGCGGAAGAUACCUUUCGCCCACCUUGGUAUCACCGCAAUAUCAUGUCCGAAUUCAUGGGUUUGAUCUAUGGGGCUUACGAUGCCAAGACUGAUGGUGGUUUCAAGCCUGCUGGAGCCAGUCUUCACAACAUCAUGAGCGGCCAUGGCCCCGAUGCCGAUGCGUUUGAAAAGGCAAGCAACAUGGAGCUUAAACCGAUGAAGGUCGGGGAGGGAAGUAUGGCGUUUAUGUUUGAAAGUUCGUUUAUGCUGGGUGUAACUCAGUGGGGGCUCCAGACAUGCGAAAAGGUCCAGUCAAACUAUAACGAGAGUACCUGGCAUAAGUUGAAACGACACUUUCAACCACCCAAAGCGUAG
Molecule: messenger RNA, 1350 nt
Organism: Penicillium riverlandense
Lineage: Eukaryota; Fungi; Ascomycota; Eurotiomycetes; Eurotiales; Aspergillaceae
Product: homogentisate 1-2-dioxygenase (HmgA)
Exons: 4
Coding region: 1-1350 (449 amino acids)
Biological process (GO): L-phenylalanine catabolic process
Cellular component (GO): cytoplasm
Molecular function (GO): homogentisate 1,2-dioxygenase activity
Source: RefSeq, a predicted model, not a curated record